Molecule: messenger RNA, 2416 nt
Organism: Colias croceus (clouded yellow)
Lineage: Eukaryota; Metazoa; Arthropoda; Insecta; Lepidoptera; Pieridae
Product: FAST kinase domain-containing protein 3, mitochondrial-like
Exons: 1
Coding region: 210-2135 (641 amino acids)
Biological process (GO): regulation of mitochondrial mRNA stability; mitochondrial RNA processing
Cellular component (GO): ribonucleoprotein granule; mitochondrial matrix
Molecular function (GO): RNA binding
Source: RefSeq, a predicted model, not a curated record
UGUCAAUGUCAUAGAAAUGGUCAUGCUUUUUUGUGAUUGUAUUAUUCGGUAUUAUUUAUGUGAUAUUUUGAUUGUGUUUAAAGAAAACAAAAUAAUAGUAUCUACUUCACUUGUUACUAACUAAUGUUUACCAUUUUAAAACAUGCUGAUUUUCAUACAUAGCUUUUGUGCCAUUAAGUAAAUCCUUUUAAUUAAAGGUUGUAUUAGACAUGACGUUUGUUUUGUGGAGGUCAUAUUCUAACACUAGGAAAAGCAUACUUUCAUGUAGAAAAUGCAACGCAAUAACUUCAUUUAACGAAGUUGUAUCCAGAUCAUUUGGUGGUGAAAAAGAUAAUGAUAACGAGGAUUUCAUUAACAGUACAAUCUUGAUAGAAAAUGGGUAUAAUGUCUCAGAGCUUCCAGUAGUUAUUAGAAAAUUGAAGAGUUUGACAGAAUUAGAAUCAAGUGAAAAAGGAAAUCCUAAAAAUGCUACCGAUUCAUUAAGUUUUCCUCUCAUUCAGGAGGAAUUCAAACAGUGUAUGGAUCUACGGGAUGUUUUUUCUCUGAUUAACAAAUGUACGAAAAUAACUCCCAAUAUAGCAUUGGGUGCAAUAGAGAGAAUUUAUGAUUUAGAAAAAAAUCCUCUAUCAUUACCAUUUGAUACAAAGAAUGAUCAGAACACAAACUUUGCUAAAGGUGCUAUAUUGGAUAAGCUAUUAAAAGUUGUUACGAAGACUGAGGACACUCAAACAAUAUUAAAUAUAUUAAAGACAAAUUCAUCUGUAAUUGAACCAUACAAAUCUAAGUUUUGUGAUGAACUACUGUUGAGGGUGACAGAUAAUAAGCUCUCCAUAGACCAUUUAUCUGAACUUGCUAAUUUUUUAAUGACAAAUAACAAUGAGCAGUAUACUGAAACAUUGGAUAAACUUUGGAUUGGGUUUAUUGCAAACGAAAGCCAUAUCAAUGAAACAAAUAUUGUAAAAAUAUUUAAUGUUCUUUCUGGUCUGAAAGUUAGUAAAAAGACAAUUAUAAAUUUGGCGGAACAGAAAUUGUCAGAAUUGUGGCCGAAGAUUGACAGUAUAUCCAUGCAAGAUAUCAUGGGAGUUUUUAUAGUAGAAAAAUAUUUUUCUAUGCAGUCAUUUGCAGUCCUUGGGAAUUGGUUUUAUGCAAACAUUCAUUCACUUGAUGAAGAUACAAUGUUGGAUAUCAUUACAAAGUUCACAAGGCUUAAUUAUACAGAUGACCAAGUGGAAGCAGCUGUUGAGAAAUAUACAAAGUUGAAAGGCCCAAAAGUGACAUCAUACAUUUUAAUCAUUGGUAUAUUGAAUUAUUGUAUGCAGUUCCAGUUACGAAAUGAAGAAAUACUUAAUAUAUGUUGCGAUCACUAUGUUAAAAACAUAAAUCAUAUGCCACACAGUUUUUUAAAAUCAUUCAUAUAUCCUUUUGGAUAUCUAUACUAUCAGCCGCCCAUUAAAAACUUUUGGAACAUAUCUGAAAUAAAACUGCUUGAAACUUAUCAAAAAAUAAGUGUAGAUGAUUUAUGUUCUACAAUAUUAUCAUAUAUUUAUAUUGGUCAAUAUCCACUGAAAUUAGUAUCUAAGGUCUUCCAUCCUGAAUAUGUGACUAGAGUAAGUAGUCCACAUUUAUUACAGAAAUUAUAUUUGAUAGAUACUUCUUUAUCAAUUGAGUGUAAUGACUAUUCAGGUCCAUUAAUGCCUAAAGAUCAGUGGCUUCAACCAGUUGUACAGGAUCUUAGGAUUAGUAAUAUCGUUAGUAAGAUAAAAGAUACCAUUGUUAGUAUAGUCGGAGAAGAUAGAAUGUCUACAGAAGUGCUGGUUCCGAAUUACUGCUCUGAUAAAUCCUUCCUCAUUGAUAUAAUGUUGCACCCAGUGGGUCUGGGCAGUGAUACUUUUAAUUGGAAGUUGAAAAUAACAAAGAAUGAGAAUAUAGCCAUACUUGUACAUUUGCCUGAUCACUAUUGUACCAAGAGUGAUCAACUCAUUGGCUCUCAGAUGAUGAAGAUAAGGCACUUAAAAUUAUUGGGAUUUAAUGUUGUCAGCCUAAAAUACUCAGUGUUAAGCCAACUCUAUAUGUCAUAUAAAACUAGUGAUUUAAGAAAGUAUUUGGAAGAUAAAAUUAUGAGCAAACAGACAUAAUCAUAUAUACAUCAUUCAUAUUGUAGAUUACAUGUAUGAAUUAUUAAUGUCAAUUCAUUUGUUAACUAUUAGUAAAAGAUAAGUUAGCCAGGUGACAUCAUUUUAUCUUAAUAAGCUUGUUAUGGUACCUAUAAAUUAAUUAUUAUCAAUCAUUGUGAUAUAGAAUAGUUGUAGUGAGCUAAGAGUAAUGCAUUAUUAUAACGACAAUAAUUUGAAUAACAAAUAUAUUUUUCUAGUCUUAUACAUUUUUGUGCAAUAAUCAAUAAAUGUAUUUAAAUAAA